This is a messenger RNA of Thecamonas trahens ATCC 50062, 354 nucleotides long. Its product is annotated as peptidyl-prolyl cis-trans isomerase Pin1. The record is from RefSeq and is a predicted model, not a curated record. The transcript has a single exon. Lineage: Eukaryota; Apusomonadida; Apusomonadidae. The coding region runs from base 1 to 354 and encodes 117 amino acids. Gene Ontology annotation, molecular function: peptidyl-prolyl cis-trans isomerase activity. Gene Ontology annotation, cellular component: cytosol; nucleus.
AUGUCUUCCUCUGUCCGUGCCUCGCACCUCCUCAUCAAGCACUCUGGCUCGCGGCGUCUGGCGUCGUGGCGCGACCCGGACGGCGAGCGAAUCCGUGCCACCGACAAGAGCGAUGCCAUUGCUCAGCUCAAAGCCAUCCGUGAGCGGAUUGUGUCGGGCGAAGUGACCUUUGCCGAUGCUGCUACUGAGCUCUCCGACUGCUCCUCUGCUCGUAAUGGUGGUGAUCUGGGUCACUUUACCCGUGGCCAGAUGCAGAAGCCCUUUGAGGAUGCUACCUUUGCCCUGGCUGUCGGUGACCUCUCUGAUGUCGUCGACACUGACUCGGGCGUCCACAUCAUCCUCCGCACUGCCUAG